CAUUAACACGGCAACUCCCUUCGUCGCAUUUUCUGCUACCUCUAUAAAUAUAGCAAAUACUAAAACAAAAGCAUAACAAGAAAAGUAGUAUAUUUGAAUUAGAAUUAAGAGAAAAAGAGAACACAACAAUGGUGGAAAUUAUUUCACCAGGAUUUAGAUUUUAUCCAACAGAAGAAGAGUUAAUAUCUUUUUAUUUGCAUAACAAGCUUGAAGGGAAAAGGCCAGAGCUUGAUAGAGUAAUCCCAGUUGUUAAUAUUUAUGAUCUUGAUCCUUGGCAUCUUCCAAACUUUCCUGGGGAAUUAUGCAUGGGAGAUACAGAGCAAUGGUUUUUCCUUGUGCCAAGGCAAGAAAGAGAAGCAAGAGGAGGGAGGCCUUGUAGGACUACUACUUCUGGUUAUUGGAAAGCAACUGGUUCUCCAAUGUAUGUUUAUUCAUCAGAGAGUAAAGUUAUUGGAGUGAAGAAAAGUAUGGUAUUUUAUAAAGGAAAAGCACCUACUGGGAAAAAAACUAAGUGGAAGAUGAAUGAAUACAGAGCUAUUGAAGAAGAAACCUCCACCUCUUCAAGUUUUUCUAUUCCUAAGUUAAGGCAUGAAAUGAGUUUAUGCCGAGUUUACGUCAUAUCCGGAAGCUGUCGAGCAUUCGAUCGACGACCAGUGGCACCAGUGACAACAAGGGAACCAGCAAAAACAGUUAUAAAUCAAGAAUCAGCUGCAAUUUCUGUGAAAAAUGCCAGCAAAAUGGAGGCAGUAAGUUCCCCUGAUGAAAGCCUGGCUAUGGAAGAACAAGAGUAUCUUAAUCUUCAUGAUGAUCAAGUCCCCAUUAUUAAUGAAGCAAUUUGCAUCAAUUCCCACAACAAGAGGGUUAAAACUGAUCCUUAUGAGCCUCUUAGUGGUUGGGAACAAUUUAAUUGGAUGUAAAAAUUUUGAUAUCCAUUUUUGGGUCCUGACUAAUCUAGAUACGCGCCGUGUGAAAUUCAUUAAAAGGAGAAUCACCCUUUAUGAGAAAAAAACUUCAUUUCCAAGAUUGAACCCGAGACUUCUGAGUAGAGGAAUUAUGUCCUUCCCAACAUAGUUAUUGAUGGUAAAAUUAAUUUGUACUUCAUCUUCAUCUAAGAAGGGUUAGGAUAGAUUUUUUAUUUUAUUUUAAAGUUAGGAUGGUUUCCUUGUGAAAUCAAACAUGUGACUGUAAUAUUUAAUAGCUUGAAUGUUAAAUAAUUUGUAAGUAUUGAAAGUUAUCAUUCUUUUUUAAA
Molecule: messenger RNA, 1249 nt
Organism: Lycium ferocissimum
Lineage: Eukaryota; Viridiplantae; Streptophyta; Magnoliopsida; Solanales; Solanaceae
Product: NAC domain-containing protein 90
Exons: 3
Coding region: 129-917 (262 amino acids)
Biological process (GO): regulation of DNA-templated transcription
Molecular function (GO): DNA binding
Source: RefSeq, a predicted model, not a curated record